Molecule: messenger RNA, 7833 nt
Organism: Dendroctonus ponderosae (mountain pine beetle)
Lineage: Eukaryota; Metazoa; Arthropoda; Insecta; Coleoptera; Curculionidae
Exons: 14
Coding region: 4246-7452 (1068 amino acids)
Cellular component (GO): cytoplasm; plasma membrane
Molecular function (GO): protein binding
Source: RefSeq, a predicted model, not a curated record
UUAAUGUUUUAAUUCUAAUAGUUCUAUAUGAUCAAGUUAUAUCAUGUUAUUAAUUUGAUUAGACCAUUUUGUCCCUUUUUUCUCAUUUUGGAUUGUGGAUUUUAAAAAGCUCAGUGAAAGCAAUCAGAAAUUGAUAAUCACUUUCAAUGCAGAGCAUCCUGCAAACGUAGCUCCAAAAAUAAGUAAACAAUCUUCAAAAUGUCGUUAAAAGCAUCUGAAAGUAAAUUAUAUCAAUUGCCCAAAAUAACUCUUGCGUGUAAAAGUUAAAUAUGUUCUAGUUCCUGAACAUUUGAACACUUUUGAACUAUUCACUAUUUUCAGUGAAAAAUUGCGGCUUACUCAUUUGUUUCUCAUUCGUUUACUUUUCAUAUGUAUUCUACAGUUAAUAGAACACCUUGUUAUGGUUUAUCGAAACAUUUUUAUUCAAGUUUAAUUAAAACCGACUUGGAUAGCAAAAUCAAGAUUGAACAUGUUUAACCCAGAGCUGCUGUUUUACAACUCUGGAUUGUGUGGAUGCUCCAUGCCACUAUAAGAUGAACAAAAAAGGAAAAAAUAAUAGAAAAGGCUUCAAUAAAUGUUAAACUUGUAACAAAUGUUCAAGUGCCUCAUCUGGUACGCAACGAUGAAUAAUUAUCAUCAAUUCGACAAAAUACGCGCAAUAAGAGUGAAUAAGUGAAUAAACGAGAUCCGGUGUGACGAACCAAAGAUAUGCUACUAUUAAUCAUGAAAAAUCACUGUAAAUGUGCAAGUUUUACCAGAAAAUAUUCGCUGUGGUUUGUUCAAUUUAUCAAAAGUGUAGUUAUUUUAUGUAUAAAAACGUAUUUUUUGACCGGUUCGGACGUGAGUUGAAAAUAAAGCGCUUCUGAGAUUAGCAAUUAGAAAAAUAAAAUACACUUCAUACAAAUUUCAAGUAGAACAAAUAAAACACCAUAAUCUACAUUAAGAAUCUCAUAGAUAAAUGCAUUUUAAAAUGAAGUUUUAUCGCAAAAGCCACUUGCAACUAUAAAAAUACUCAUAGAUUGAGAAGAGAGUUGAAUUUCCUGAAACAAUUAUUAACUAGCGAUCAUUGACUCUGUCGAGUACCUACACACUUUUUAUAAGCAAGAUUAUCUAAGGAUUAAUUCUAUUGAUUUGGUUUUAAUAGCAACUAUGCCGACGCUUAGCUUGUUAGGUCGAGCCUAUUUACCUAGAUAAUAAUGAUAUUUGCUCAUACAAACAUGUGGAUUAAUUAUACAGGGUGACGCAAUUUAAACACCAACAAAACACGCCUAUGUUUUAUAUCAUCGUAGCUAGUCUUUCAUUCUUAAAACAAGCCUUCUGAUACAAAUUUUGGUCUGCAUUUAUAUUUUGAUUAUCGAUCCAUUUUAUCCAUCCAGUUUAUUAGGGUGUGCAAAGUCCGACCCUUCUAAACACGGCCCCAGUGUGUAUUUUUUCUUUGAUAAAUUUGCUAAUGGUUUGAUCUUUUAGGGUCGUCCCUUUAUUAGCUAUUCUGUUCUGCGUCCGUCGUUUUGUAAUAGAAGACAAAUGUUUUCUCUUCAUCGGCAAUAAAAUCAUUUUUCCAUAUUUCCUGUUGUUCAAUAUCAAAUUUUCCAACCUGGUUUCAAUCUAAUUAUGUUUACUAAUGUUGAUUUUUUAGCUUCCUCUGGCCAAUGACGAAGUUGCAAAUUUGCACAAAAAUUUCAAAAUCCAAAGUGACUUCAUUCGAACUUUUAGCUUCCACAAAGGUUUUUCACCAGCUACUUUACGGUAGUUUCAAAGCCGCCGUAACCUUUUGACUUGGUACGCAAUCGAUUCGGGUACCGGUUACUGUUCUUUUCAAUCACCUGGCGUCUUCCAUCUGGUACAAUAAACAGCAUGAUGGGGUCGGAUUCUGUAAAAAUUGUUGAUAGUUCGCAUAUGACGCUGCAGCUGAUUUCGAAUCAGAUGGUGGUUGCAUGUUUGCCAAGGGUGGGAACAUAAAACCACCCCCAAUCAGCUUUAGCCCGUUUUAUCGAUCGAUAACACUUUCGUACAAGAGAAAAGAAGCAAAGCUGAUAAUUUCGGUGAAUGUCUUUGCAAAAUAAAAUUUUAUGGACCAAAAUUUUAAAGGAUUUCUGUGAUUUAUAGACCACAAUGAACGCUCAUAAUAAAUUUCCACCUGUAGAUUGUUCACUUGUUAUUGCAAAAUGAAGACACGAUAAUGCCUGGGUGUGGUUUUUUGUAACCAAAUAAUAUUUCUCAAUAUCCAUUGCUUAUGUGCGGCCCGCUACAAGCAUUACAAGCCAAACAUUAAUAUUUAUAUAACACACUAAACUCUUGAUUUAGUUAGCCUUAAUACGGUUAAUAAUUGAAGUCAUGGUGCAGAGAUGCUAAAAUCGUUUAAAAGUUACAAACCUAGAUUAUUGCAAUCAUGGCACGCCCCAAAAUAUUAAAAAGUCAUUGCACUUUUAUCGAAUAUUUUUUAUGUAAUAAUUAAGGUGAGCUGAUAGUUACAGCGCACCCAAAGAAAUAUUUUUACUUAACAUACAUUUUUUUAACGUUUGUUUACACGGAAACUGCUCAAUAAAUCAAUAUUAGCUUGAUUUUCAACAAGGGAAAUGUUAAUACUUUGACCAAUUUUAAAACUGAUUGAUUAAUUAAUAAUUGUGUCGCUCCUCAAUUCGUUUGCGCAAUUGUUCUAAUUCCUUUGAUCUCACUUUACCUAUUUACAUCCAACUGACUGAAGAAAUCACACGGUUCCAUUGAGGAGUUUAAUUUUAAUAAUUAUUUUUGCGUCAUUCCUCGCUUUGUUAUUAAAACUUUAUUAUUGAACACACUGUAUAUAGAGAAUGAGCAAUUUUUAGACCUCUUUUCUUCAUUAAGCUUGAAAACAUCUAAAAUACCUCUGAGUGUGUGUUUUUAUACCAAUUUUUUACAAACCAAUUAUGUUUAAAAUCCAAAUAACACACAGUUUUUAUAUGAUUUGUUCUGUUCAACUUUGCUUUUAGCUAUUAAUUAUAGAACAAAUUGCGAAAGGAACCAAUGACUUUGCAAAGGUUACAUAAAAAAGUCAUCAAUGUAUCAAUAUAAUCGAUCAAUAGUGUGUGCCAAUUUCAAGAGCGUUUUGCAAUAUUUCCCUACAGGAUUACUAGCAAAAUUUAAUUAUUCCAUGCCGAAAACUUAUAUGUGCUUUAUCAUUAUUGCCAGUUUUUAUGUAACAACUGCUAUUCUUGCACACUGAUUGUUCAACAAUAUCAUAGAUAUUGUAACAAUGACCAGCCGAAGCAGGAUUAGAUACAAUUGUUCGUAGCUCAUGAGAUUUUUCAAAAAAAAUGUUAAUUCAUGCUGGAAAAAUUCAAUUGUUCCAAGCAGUUUCGAAUAUUCCAGCCAUAGGUUGCGCUAAAAGUAGCUUUAAUUGCCCAUCAGUGCCCUAAUAUUUUCAAGCGAAAAUUCCAUUAAAAACCGGUGUUUUUUCUGCAUCCAAGCAUGAUCUAAUCUAUUGAUAACUGCAAAACCACAAUGGAUGGCCUUCAAUUUUCAAUACAUAGACACUGGUAAUGUGGACAACGAUGUGUCCAAUACAAUGGAAUUAUAUUUUGCAAAAGUACCAGGGAUUUAACGAAAGUUUUUUAAUACUGCUAAUGAGUCUAAAAAGUCCACUGGUGAAUAAAAAUUAACAACUAAUGUCUAGAGUGUCGAUCGGUCCUGGGAUGCAAUUCGUUUUAGCAAUCUGUUUUAGAUUCACCUCCCAUACGAUGUGGAAAACAGUUAAGAUUUUAGAGAAAAAUGGUCCCAAAUCUGGCAUUUUAAAAGGGCCCACCGUGUCGUUUAUUUAUUUACCCAUUUAACGAGGACCAGAAGGUGAAAUUGAAAGAACACAGUAAAAUAUGAAUGAUACCGUUCGUCUUUCAGAAUAAAAUACAGUUGCAUUCGGGACAACUAUUUCAGAAUAUGAAAUCAAAUCGAAAUUUUCAUUGCGAUUUAUAAAUCAAAUUAAUUUUCGUCAUUAUCUACGUUCACUGCUUAACUAAUCAAUUCACCCAUGUAUUUGCCUGUCUAGUAUAAUGGAACGACCAUCCAUGGCAAUUACAUUAAUGGUUCCACGACCAGGCAUUAAAAUGCCUUCGAACUUUUGCAUGUUUUACGUUUCAAUACCUGCGUCUGUUUAGUGUGAUAUUUUGGUACAGCAUCAAGUGACACCGAUAUUACAAUGUUCUUUUACCAAAAAAGUUAGACUUUCACGGCCAUUGCGAAACUGUAAAGGUGCGUCGAAUUAUGUGAUAGAACAUGAAGAAAUUCUGCAAUAAAAUAACGAAAAAAGAGUGGCGCAUCACAGUUCCUAAUCUCAGCUCGCCCGUGUUCAGACGAUCACCAUCAACGCUCGAUGACUCCGACAAAACAUCGAAACGAUCAUCGGGAUUUUACGAUUUCCAAGAAGCUCAAUUAGAAUUUGAUAAAGGUAGAAGUUUACCGAAUAGUAUUUAUGUGGAUAGCGGUUCGAGCAGUUCAUCUAGUACUGGCGUGGAUGAGCAGUUUCAAGAUGCCCAAGACAGAACCACGUGUUUGGAUAUUAAGCGAAGCGCCAGUGAGAACGAAACGGAUCAGGAAAUAUACGUAGAUGUCGAAGAGCCGAAGAACAUCGACAAGAAUAACAGCCGAUUCGAGUAUGACGUGCCGAAAAUUAGCUUCAAGUUCUGCGAAAAAAAGAGCGCAUAUCCGGAGGAGAGCAUUUAUGAAAAUCAAGGACCUUGCCAGGAGGCGCCAGCCCCAGAUUCCGUCAGGUGUACCAAGAAAACGGAGGUGAACAUUACUUUGAAAGAGCCCAGCUUAUCUAGUUUGGAAAAUGACCCGGAGUGCACUCUCCGAGAUGAAGACAUCGUGGAAGCCCUCAGGAACAUUGAAGAAGAAGGUGAAUUGCUCGAAAAGCAUCCGUCCCAAGAAUUCGGAAGCCAAUCGGAGAUUCUGGGGUCGAGAAGUCGUGAAAGCAUGACUAUCGUCAAAUCUGGAAGUGACCCAAAUUUGCGAACACAUGACCUAGACGAUGAAGACGACGACGACAAUGGCUUCUACAAAGUACCCAGAAGUCUGAAAGUUCAGCAUCGCUUAUCUCAAUCCAUGAAUGACUUCGAUCCGGAAAGUAUGAAUUCGGAAAUUUCCAAAUCUAAUCAUUCUAGCAUUGAGCACAUAUCGUGCAGUCAAGUGGACAUUGCAAGGCAAAAGCUGGCCGAAUCCCAUCUAAAUUCCAGCUCUAACAAUUCAGAAAGUUUCGAUUAUUGCCGAACGCGCAGUCAGCUGCCAGCCAAAGAGCGCAGAGCAACAUUGCUCAGAAAGCCGAAAAAGGCCAUUGACUCAUGGAACAAUUUCAAAACAAAGAUGAGCCAUAUGAUUUCUGAGCAGGCCUCUCAGCAGAGAGUGGGAGCUUUUAGCGAACGGGACAAGCUCGCGUUGAACUUGGAAGAAAUGUAUAAAAGCUCGAAGAAUAAGUGCAAAAAAGUGUUUCAAAGCACCACCAAAAUCUUUUCGCCCAAAGCGACCCAUAGAAGGCGGAGUGUGUCUUCGUCGGAUGUGGACAGUCCAAAGAACAGCAGUUGUGCUAAUUCGCCAGUGGUGGAGAAGCAAACGCCGACUUUUCCCAGGCCGAAACUUAGAGCGAGUGACAUCGAGUAUCAACUGAACACUAGUGACGAAUUAAACGGCCGAGUAUCGAACGAUGUUAGUGAUACCGACAAUUAUUCACCGAUGAGCAAAGCUAGUGAACUCAGUGAGGAUAAAAAGGAAGAGUUCGAUUUUUCAACCAUCAAAAGUGCAUUUAAGAAGAAAUUGGUGUUUGUUCCAGAGGGGCAAAAUGGCUUCGAGGACUUAAGGCGCUACGUGAAGCAAGGAAGCGACUUCUGCAAAGAACUAGCUACAAUCUUACAAGAAAGGGCUGACGCAGAAACCCAAUACGCGAAGAAUCUUUCGAAGCUCAGUGCCAAACUUUCUAGAGCGUGUAGAGAUGGCGUAGGAGGUCUGAACGAUGCCUGGAAAGCUGUAGCGAUAGAAUUAGAAACCAAGGCAGAAUCACAUAGAUUGGCCGGUCACUCGCUGCUAGAAGAAACUGCGAAACCGUUGAGAAACUUAACGGAAAGUCAGCAUAGAUCGAGAAAGCAGUGUGAAACCGCUGUGGAAAAAGCAGCCAGAUUUUUGGGUGAUUGGAGAGCCGCUGAAGCUAAAGGUAAAAAACAUAGCCAUGCGUGUGCCAGGGAUAAUGAGAAGUUGCAAGAUGCUGCUGUUAUAGAUACGUCGAAGUUCGGAAAGCAAACGUUGUCGAAAAGUGCAAGUCUGAUUCAGCUGGCGCAUCGUCAAAAUUCCGCAGAUAAGGAAAACGCUAAAUUGGAGGGCAAGAAGAAGAAAGCGGAAGAUGCAGUUAAGAAAGCCGAUAUCGAAUAUUACACUCUUUGUGUCAGAGCUGAAAGAGCGAGACUGGAGUGGGAAUCAUCAGUGUUAAAAGGAGUAAACAUGUUUCAAUCGCUGGAAGAGGACAGAUUGAAUAAUCUGAAAGCCGUCUUAACGUCGUAUCUUAGACACAAUAAUGAUCUUCAUCCCCGAUUAAUCGAGGCUACAGAUCGGCUAAAAGCACCAAUAGAGGCUGCAGAUCCCGCUAAAGACCUCGCUACUUUCCAGACUUUGAGGCAAACAUCUCAACAAGUAUCUGAACAACUUUUGCCCGACUUUUAUUGCGAACAUAUCACUUUAGCUAUGAACCGCGAAAGGAGGAAACAGGCUCUGGUCAAGUUGUUGCAUCUAAUCCGGCAGGACAUUGAAAGGGAGCGCAAGUCGAAAAACGGACUCGAAAAUUUAUCAAAGGCCAUUAGACAAACGCCCAAUUUUGGGUCCGAAGAUUCUCAGCAAUCAGUGGUGGAAAAACUGUACCAUAUGAAAUCCAUGUUGACAUACUUUGAAGGUGCGAGAUACAAAGUGCAAAGCGCUUUGGCAGAGUUGGACAGUCGACCAAGAACAGGCCAUCCACUAGCGCCACAUAUUACAAUUACUCGCGAUAAAUCCGGAUUACAGCAAAGUGUCUUGAAAGUUCCACAGUGGUUGCGUGAAGAAUUUUUCGAGACCGAUCGCAGUCCAGUCAGCGAAAAAUCGCUCAAAUCCGACCAGUCUGAUAACUCAGAUCCUCACAUUAACGACGUGGAUGAUCACGUUUUAGAUGAGUGGACGCAUCGUGGUGCUGCUGAUGGAAACUCCAACCAACCAGACUCAGACUUUGACGAGUUUUCGUCCCAAUGCAGCAGCACUGAUAAUCCAACAGAAACCGAAAAUGUGCAUCCUAUAGCGAAAUGUAGAGCGAUCUAUCCGUAUACUCCCAAUUUGCAAGACGAAUUGUUACUGAGUCCUGGAGACAUACUGAAGGUGUAUCGACAACAAGACGAUGGCUGGUGGUUGGGUGAAUGUAAUGGAAACGUUGGAAUUUUCCCGGCCACGUAUGUGGAAAUAAUGUCCGCUUAACAUCACCAACGACGAACAGUUAAAUGACCAAAAGACUGAUAAUCACAAACUAUAAUAUAAAAAUCUAAAAAGAUUGUGUUGUAAGAAUGUGUUUAAUUAAUGUGUAGUAAGCGUUAAGUUUGAAACUAUGCCUACGACAGUAGGUGAUUUUUUAUUGAGGGAUUUAAUCUGAUAAUUAGCAAAUAAUAUUAGAGUUAAUAGAGAAUGAUAUAUUAGUAUGUAUAUUGUAUUGAUGAUGUAUAAUAUAGCAGCAGUUAAUUAAAAGCAUCGUUUAUUUUUUAAAUAUAUUUUAAAUAUUGCUAAUAUUUAGGCGUAUUUGGAAGUUUUCUAAAUUCAUGUAACAGAGUGCUUGAUAUAAGUUUCAAUAAAUAAUUAAAAAGU